Molecule: messenger RNA, 1968 nt
Organism: Oncorhynchus tshawytscha (Chinook salmon)
Lineage: Eukaryota; Metazoa; Chordata; Actinopteri; Salmoniformes; Salmonidae
Product: core histone macro-H2A.1
Exons: 9
Coding region: 297-1412 (371 amino acids)
Biological process (GO): nucleosome assembly
Cellular component (GO): nucleosome
Molecular function (GO): protein heterodimerization activity; DNA binding; structural constituent of chromatin
Source: RefSeq, a predicted model, not a curated record
GGUUCGUGUGUGUGUGUGUGUGUGUGUGUGUGUGUGUGCCAUUCUCCCUUAAGCGCCAUUUAAUUCCAUUUUGUAAACAUUCUCCAGGCCUACAAUGUGGACGAGAUCAAAUGGACCGUUUACACCAGGAAAUCGUUCUCUUGACAGACUCCGCAACAGCAACAAAAAUAACUCUUAAAUCGCGGUCUUGUGCACCUGGAUGGCUCUGACUUUCUAACAGAUGUUGCUGUGUUCAUUUCUCAGGCAAUUGGAGUGCAUUUACGUCUCAAUCUGAACCUCACACGGGUAGCGACACCAUGUCCAGCCGAGGAGGGAAAAAGAAGGCCACCAAGAUGUCCAGGUCGACGAAGGCCGGAGUCAUCUUCCCCGUGGGGCGAAUGCUGCGCUACAUCAAGAAGGGUCUGCCCAAGUACAGGGUCGGUGUGGGUGCCCCAGUCUACAUGGCCGCUGUUCUGGAGUACCUCACUGCUGAAAUCCUGGAGCUGGCGGGCAACGCAGCCAGGGACAAUAAGAAAGGACGUGUCACACCACGACACAUCCUUCUAGCCAUCGCCAACGACGAGGAGCUCAACCAGCUGCUGAAAGGUGUGACCAUCGCAGCCGGAGGAGUCUUACCUAACAUCCACCCGGAGCUGCUAGCUAAGAAGAGGGGGUCAAAGGGCAAGCUGGAGGCUGUCAUCACGCCUCCUCCCGCCAUCAAGAAAUCCAAGAUGUCUGCCUCCAAGAAAUCAGCCAAAAAGGCAGCUACAGGGAAAAGAGCCAAAGCUAAGCAGAAACAGGGAGAGGUGAGCAAAGCUGCGUCGGCAGACAGCACCACAGAAGGAACACCUACGGACGGAUUCACUGUCCUCUCCACCAAGAGUCUUUUCCUGGGUCAGAAGCUAAACCUGGUUCACAGUGAGGUCAGUAACUUGGCUGGCUUUGACGUGGAGGGGGUCAUCAACCCCACCAAUGCAGACAUUGACCUUAAAGAUGAUCUAGGUGGUGCUCUGGAGAAGAAGGGAGGGGAGGAGUUUGUGGAUGCCAUGUUGGAGUUACGGAAGAAGAACGGUCCCCUGGAAGUGGCUGGAGCGGUGCUGUCCUCUGGCUAUGGGCUUCCUGCCAAGUUCGUGAUCCACUGCAACAGUCCAGGCUGGGGUUCGGAGAAGUGUGAGGAGCUGCUGGACCAGACCGUGAAGAACUGCCUGGUCCUGGCCGACGAGAAGAAGCUCAAGUCUGUGGCCUUCCCUUCCAUUGGCAGUGGAAGGAAUGGCUUCCCGAAGCAGACGGCUGCCCAGCUCAUUCUAAAAGCCAUCUCCAGCUACUUUGUUGCCACCAUGUCUUCUUCCAUCAAGACGGUCUACUUCGUGCUGUUCGACAGCGAGAGCAUAGGGAUCUAUGUGCAGGAGAUGGCCAAGCUUGACUCAACCUAAGCCCCCCACACCCCCCCACCCAAUUGCAUUACUACAGGCUUGUUUAGAAUUUUAUUUAGAGAGAAAAAUGAAAGAUGUUUACCGGUGAUUUUUGUAAAAAAAGAAGAAAACACACAAAAAAAACACUUUAUUGAGAGGAAGUGAUUUCCGUUCUGUUUUAUUCGUUGGAGUUCAGAUAGUAAUGUGUCCCUGGUGGUGUCAGACUUGGGUCCCAGCUCAGAAGGGUGAUACGUUCUGAAUGUGGUCUUCUUCUCUUCUCUCUGAUUCCCUAAUUGUACGUGACACAGUCUCUGUUCUGUUGUGUUUCCGCUGAGCAAGGCCCUGGUCGAAUGUUGCACCCCGCUGAGCAAGGCCCUGGUCAAAUGUUGCACCCCGCUGAGCAAGGCCCUGGUCAAAUGUUGCACCCUGCUGAGCAAGGCCCUGGUCAAAUGUUGCACCCCGCUGAGCAAGGCCCUGGUCAAAUGUUGCACCCCGCUGAGCAAGGCCCUGGUCGAAUGUUGCACCCCGCUGAGCAAGGCCCUGGUCAAAUGUUGCACCCCGCUGAGCAAGGCCCUGG